This is a messenger RNA of Entrophospora sp. SA101, 3903 nucleotides long. NCBI's taxonomy places the organism in Eukaryota, Fungi, Glomeromycota, Glomeromycetes, Entrophosporales, Entrophosporaceae. The record is from the annotation of a GenBank genome assembly.
AUGUCAUCAACCAAUUCAUUAAUAAUAGGAUGGCGUUUAAAAGGUCGCCACGUACUUAUUAUAGGCGGGAAUCAUAUCAUUGCAAACAGAAUAGAAUUUAUUUUAGACACCGAACCUGAAAAAAUCACCUUGAUCUCUCCCAAGCAAAAGAUCACUUCUAAUAAAAUAACCAACUAUAUUAAUGAUGAUUUGGUUAUAUAUAAAAAUAAAGAGUUUCAUGUAGAUGAUUUGACCACUGAAAAGAUUGAUUUGAUAUUAGUGUCUAUUGAUAAUGAUUUAAAAUUAUCUGAAAAAAUAGCUGCAACUGCUCGUGAACAAAAAAUACCAAUUAAUGUUGCUGAAUUACCACAACUCUGUAAUUUCUGGUUUAUGCCAACAUAUCGUGAUGGAAAUUUACAAGUAGCUAUUUCAACAAAUGGCACUGUGCCUCACGUAGCUCAAAAGCUUAGACAACAUAUAAUUGAAAAUCUACCAAAAAAUAUUUCAAAUGCUAUUGGAAAUGCUGCUUUAUUAAAGCAACUUGUUGGUACAGCAAAUAUAUCAACACUUAGAAAAAUUGCUGAUAAAUUAUCACUUAAUCAACUUGCUCAAUUAUCAGAACCUGAAAUUAAAAAAUUAAUUGGAACGAAUGAGUCCAAUGAUAAUGAUUUGAUUUCAAUUUCAAAAUCAAUUUUAUCAUUGAAAUCAAAAAUAGGCAUUGAAAUUAAUGCUCAUGAAGGUGGUGGAUUGAAACUUGUGAAUGGUAGUACAGCUAUAGAACAUGUAGCUUAUGCUUUAACUAGCUCUAUUUUUAUUUAUCCAGCUACAAGAUCAUACUACCUUGGUGAAUUAAGUUUAUAUUGGUCUUCACAAUCACUCAAUAAUGCAUUUGGAGAAAUUAAUCACGUAAUAAAGGCUGAUACUCGUUUUGGUGCAUCUACCAUGGUUUUUGGUGCUGCAUCAAAUGUCAAAAGAAUUUCAGCAUUUGCAUCAUCUCAAUCUAUCAUCCCUAUGAUACCAAAUUUCUAUGGGAUCGUUGAUGAAAAAAUACCAUUUGUGAUUCACGUAUCAGCAUUAGAUAAUGAUGAUCAGAUGAAUUAUUAUGUGAAUUAUCAUAAUUUGCUGAUUGCACACGAAACUGGAUUUGGUAUAAUUAAUUCAUAUUCAAUUCAAGAAGCCCAUGAUAUUGCAUUGAUAACUCAUUUGGCAUCAGUUUAUUUAAAAACACCUUUUCUACAUGUUUUUGAUGGAUUAAAAGUUUUAAAUGAAUCAACAAAAAUAAAUUUAUUAUCAUACUCAAACAUUCUAAGGUUAAAUAAAGAACUAUCAAAUAUGACAGAGAACUUGAAAUCUUUUGAUGAGAAUAAUGAUGAUGAUAAGGUUAAUAUAAUUGAAAUGAUUGCAAAUAAAGUUAGUAAAAAAUCAGCUAAUCAAAAUAAAUAUCAUGCUUUUGAAUAUUUUGGUUCUGAAGAUGCUGAAAAAAUUUUGAUUGUUCUUGGUAGUGAAAUAAAUGCUGUUAAAAAUUUUGUGUCAAGCAUUGAUGGGUAUAAAUCUGGUGCAGUGGUAGUUAGAUUAUACAGACCUUGGUCAGAAAGAAAAUUCUUGGAAAAAAUUCCAAAAACAGUGAAACAGAUUGGUGUAAUGGAACAGGUCAACAAUCAUGUCAAUGACAAUCCUGCUAGUUAUUAUGGUUUAUUUAAUGAUGUUGUAGCAUCUUUUAAUUCUGGGCUUUGGACUGAUAAUCUACCAGCUUUGGUGAAUGUUAAAUUUUCAUCAUUUGAUACUCUUUCUUCAGAAAAUAUUGGAUUUUUAUUUAAUCAAUUGGGAAAGAAAGAUUUUGUUGAUGUUAAUGAAUUUGUAUCUGAAAAAAUAAACAUUUCCUCAAUUUCAAAGGGUGUAAAUCGAUGUAUAUUUUGGGAUUCUGAGUCACAAGAAACCAUCACAGUUAACAAACACAUAGCCAACAUACUUGCAAAUCAUUCAAAUCUAAAUAUUUCUAAUUUAUCUACAUAUGAUAUCUAUAACAAUGGUGGUGUCAUUAAAUCAGAAUUACAAUUCAGUGCUGAUAGUCCUGUUGAUGGAAUUUAUGCUACUGAAGAAAAUGACAUUGACUACAUUUUCAUAAAUGAUUUUAGCCUAACUAGCAAAUAUAAUAUUUUAAGCUUUAUUAAAAAUGGUGGUGUUGUACUAUUAAAUACAAAGUUUACAGUUGAUGAAUUGGAAACUAAAUUACCUAAUGAUUUUAGAUAUGAGGCUGCUAAACAUAACAUUCAACUUUACCUAAUUGAUUCAGAAAUGAUUAUUCAAGAUUUAGGAUUGAAUUUUGAUGUUGAUUCAAUUAGAUCUCUACCUUUACAGAUUGCAACUAUCAAUUUAAUUAAAAAUGAGUUGAAAUUGGAUUAUAGUUUGGAGAGUUGCAUAGCUGAAUUGUACGAAAUUAGUAAUGGAAGUGAUGAUUGUAAUGAUGAACAUAAAAUUGUAAAUUUGGUUUCUGAAGUAAUUCAAAAAACACAAAAGUCACUUGUAUCCAUUGAAUUACCACCAACAUGGUUGAUUUUAGAAAAAUCUGAUCAAAUAAUGCCAACCACUGUUCAAAAUAACUCACUUGGACCAAAUUUGGAUAAAUCAAUAGUAACUUUAGAAAAAUCAAAGCUAAGUACAUGGCAUUCUAUAGCCUUCAAUCUACUUUUCAAAGAAGCAUAUAAAACUGUUGAGGAAGUUAGACCUGAUAUUUUGGAAAAAACAUAUAUUAUUAAAGUGACUGAAAAUAAAAGGUUGACUCCAUUAGAAUAUGAUCGUUUCCUUUUUCAUAUUGAAUUUGAUAUAUCUGGAACAGGAUUACGAUAUGAACUAGGUGAAGCACUUGGGGUGUAUGGACAUAAUGAUACAUAUGAAGUUAAUCAUUUCUUGGAAUUUUAUAAAUUAAAUCCAAAUGAUUUUAUCUCUGUUCCAAACAAAGAAUGUGACAAAUAUGAGACCAAGACUAUUUUCCAAAUAUUUUCACAAGUUUUGGACAUAUUUGGCAGACCAACAAAAAAAUUUUAUGAAUCAUUAGCCAUGUAUGCUACUGAUGAAGAUGAAAAAAAUAAAUUGUUGUGGAUUUCUAGUAGUGAGGGAAGUAAUGAGUUUAAACGACGUGUUGAAGACACAAUAACAUAUGCAGAACUGUUAUAUGAAUUUACAUCUGCAAGACCACCAGUUGAAGAACUUAUUCAACUUAUUGCACCAAUCAAGCCACGCCAUUAUUCCAUAGCUUCAGCACAAAGUGUGCAUCCCAACAGUGUACAUCUACUGGUUGUGACAGUAGAAUGGGCUAAUUCAGCUGGUAAAAAACGAUAUGGACAAUGUACACGCUAUCUUUCCAGGCUUAAGAUUGGAGAAAGUUUAACUGUUUCAAUAAAACCAUCAGUGAUGAAGCUCCCACCAAGAGAUACACAACCUGUAAUUAUGGCAGGUUUGGGAACUGGUAUGGCACCAUUUAGAGCAUUUAUUGAGGAAAGAGCAUAUCGUCAGUCACAAGGCAUUGAAGUUGGACCAAUGAUUUUAUAUUUUGGUUCACGUCAUCGUUCAAUGGAGUAUCUUUAUGGUGAGGAAUUGGAGGCAUAUCAUGUUGAAGGACUGCUUACACAUUUACGACUGGCUUUUUCACGACUGCUUACACAUUUACGACUGGCUUUUUCACGUGACCAAAAACACAAAAUAUAUAUCCAACACAAAAUGGAGGAAGAUGGAGAUUUAUUGCACCAAUACCUAUUGAAAGAUGAAGGAUGGUUUUAUUUGUGUGGACCUACAUGGCCAGUGUCAGAUGUUAAAGAUGCUAUUGUAAGUAGCUUUGUUAAAUCAGGAGGAUUGACACUAGGAGAAGCAACCAACUGGGUAAACAAAUUAAAAGAUUUAGAAAGAUACAUUUUAGAAGUAUAUUAA